AUGGAGGGACUCUUCACUUUGCUCGCAUUGAGCAUUGUGAUGGCCAUUACAUCAUUUGUCGUGGGAUCACUACCGCUCGCUUUCACACUUUCCCCUUCUCAGCUGAGAUUAAUAUCCUCCCUUGGUAUGGGAGUUUUGGUUGGGACAUCUUUGAUCGUUAUAAUUCCGGAGGGAGUCGAAACUCUAUACAGCGCAAACUCGCUUAGCAACCGGAAAGAACUUAGCAGCCGAUCGACGACUGCCGUCAAUUGGCAACACCAGGCUGUACCGGUGACCACUGUCCCGAGGGCAUUGGAAGAACCAGACUCCUCAGACGUCCAGCUCACGCCUCGAUCGGUACUAUCCGAUCUGCCAUCCGCACCUGUCACGGUACCUACAAUCCAUUCCACACAAGAUGAAAAGCUCAGACUACUGGGACGCAAGGACGAUACAUCGGGCGAUCACGCAGACGAGGAUCACGAUGAAGAUAACUCGCCCCAUGCUUGGAUAGGUAUUGCACUCAUCAGUGGCUUUAUCCUGAUGUACCUGAUCGAUAAAUUGCCCGUUUUCGCAUCAUCCUCCAAACAGGAGCGAAUUCCCUAUCAUAUAUCGCUAGAUAACUUGGGCUCUGGUCUGCGGCGCAAUUCGUCGCCGUCACGCGAGGGGGGCUUGCUCGAUGCCGGUAAUAUUCCCAGGAGAAGCCACAGCUUUGCAACGACAACUGGACUUGUCAUUCAUGCCGCCGCCGAUGGAAUUGCAUUGGGUGCAUCUAGCUCCGACACUGGUCUGAGCUUCAUCAUCUUCCUGGCCAUCAUGGUUCACAAGGCCCCAGCAUCAUUUGGCCUCACCUCGGUGCUACUGAAGCAGGGCCUUUCUAGUCGUACCGCUAGAGCGCAUCUAUUGAUUUUCAGUCUGGCUGCUCCUGUGGGUGCUCUCAUGACAUUCUUGUUUGUGCAAAUCAUGGGCUCGGGGUCGGGAGGUGAUGACGUCGGGAACCGCUGGCGAACCGGUGUACUCCUCUUGUUCUCUGCUGGCACAUUCCUAUACGUUGCUAUGCACACGAUGCAGGAAAACAGCCCGAACUCAUCUUCACGUGAGUCUCAGGUCAACGGAUACGGCGAUCAUAGAGAAGCACCAUCAGCAUCGGACAAGUCUAUGAGGGACCUGAUCGCUUCUGUUGUUGGCAUGGUUCUUCCACUGUUCCUACAGAUCGGCCAUGCCCACUAG
Molecule: messenger RNA, 1206 nt
Organism: Aspergillus niger
Lineage: Eukaryota; Fungi; Ascomycota; Eurotiomycetes; Eurotiales; Aspergillaceae
Exons: 3
Coding region: 1-1206 (401 amino acids)
Biological process (GO): zinc ion transport; transmembrane transport
Cellular component (GO): membrane
Molecular function (GO): metal ion transmembrane transporter activity
Source: RefSeq, a predicted model, not a curated record